Molecule: messenger RNA, 2325 nt
Organism: Hyposmocoma kahamanoa
Lineage: Eukaryota; Metazoa; Arthropoda; Insecta; Lepidoptera; Cosmopterigidae
Exons: 2
Coding region: 1-825 (274 amino acids)
Source: RefSeq, a predicted model, not a curated record
AUGAUCAAGAUCGUCAGUUUCUUUACGUUGAUAUGCCUUGUGACGGAAAACCAUGGGAAAUCCAUCAAAAUCCAAAUAGACUGCGAUGAUAUUCUAAAGAUACUAGCGGGGCUGACUAGUCAAGAUUAUAAGAUAUCAGAUACACCUAUUGAGAUCAGUAAAAUUACGGCUAAAGUCGACAGAAAUGGUAAAAUGAUAGGAAAUCCGUAUCAUCCUGAAGACAGCACCGAUAGCAAUUUGGCGUCACCAUCUGACAAAGAUAAAGAUAAUUCACCAAACCGGUGGGCAGUAAAACAUGAAAUAGAAAUGGAUUUAAUGAAAGACGAAUUGGAAAAGAAGUUGGAUCGUGAAAAUCGCAAUUUCAUAGCCAAACCCGCAGUAAUCAGCGAAGAUGAACUAGAAAUCGUCGAUACUUCGACGCAAAACAAGACAAUGGAUAGCAAAAUUGAUGUGGUUACUGAAGAUUAUUUACAGAAGAUAAUGAAAAGGAAAAACCAUGGAAACGAUGAAGUGCAAGUCGAUAAGGACAAUAUAAUGAGAGAAAGAAAGAACGGAAUUGAAACAGUGGCUAUAGAAAACAAUGCCGUUCAUAUGGAAAAAGACUUUGAUACAAAAGUUUUAAAUAUGAAUCAAAAAAGUCUUCAGUUGAAGAAAGGUAUUGAGACCGAGACAAGUGACCAGAUUCGUAUUGAUUAUUCCCCAGCAAAAAUCGGAAUGAAGUUAAGUGAUGAAGAAAGAGCAAAAAGACUUCGUGAUAAUCAAGAUUUCAAGGACUUUCAGAGAAGAUUCAUUUUAGUUGACGGCCGUGAAAAAAAGAAAAAUUAAUUAUUAAAAAUAGUUAUAAUAUAAAAAAAUAGUUCGAUAGUUUUUAAAAAUAUUUCCUUCCAACCCCUAUGCACUUAUGCAUUUGGGUGAACCAGCUUUCAAAAACAUUAAAAAACGGGAAAUAUUGCGGGAGGUCGAAAAAUCAAAAAAUCAAAAUCAAAAAUCAUUUAUUCUCAGACAACUACAGUCCAUAUUUUACAAUUAUAAUAUUAGCUUAGAUAAUUAGAAUAAUUAACCAAAUUAAAUUAAAUAUCAAAUAAAUCACCGACACGGUUUCAAAUGCAGUUUCAUGCAAUGUAGCAUGAUCGGGCAAUCCACUCUACCAGCCACAACGCGCAGAAUCUCAUUCGUGCCGCAACGGAUACAACCCAUUAAUGAGGCAGCUCUCUUUCUAAGGAUAGCAUGGAAACCAUCCGUGUGGGCAUCCGCGAACAUGCCUGAUGCGCUGCAGUACCGAAAAAUAACCACCGAAAUUCUUCGACGGCCUAGCCUGCGGUGCUAAAUUUUCGCCCAUGAAGCAUUUAUUUUACUGUGGAAUUGUUAUCGCACGGAGCUAACUGGGAUGUAAGGAGGAUGGGGUAACAUUUGUACUCCCUAAGUUGACAAAUAGUCGAUGGUUCUAGCAGUUGUGUGAGCAGGUGCGUUAUCUUGGUGAAAAAGAAUGCCACAAACGCCGCUUCUUGAGUGCUCGCUAUUCUACUCUAUGAAAGCGUGGGGCAGACAAACAUCGCAAUACCAAUCAUUGGUAACUAUUCUUAGGUCUUCUAGCAAAUUACUGCUACUAGCCCACUGAGUCGAAAAACAAUCGCUAUUAUUUUUUAAAUUAACGGUCCGACCGCGAACAACUUUUGUGGGCAACUCGUCCCAUUGCGUGGAUUACUGCUUCAUUGGAGGAUGGUAGCUGUACAUAGAUCCAAGACUCACCGGUUAUAAAGAUGUAGGAUACGUUUCGCUAAGUUCCGCCUUCGAACUUUUCUAGCAUAAUAUAUUUGCAUCAAUCAACACGACGGGAUUUUUGCUCUUCGCUAAGGAAAUGAGAUAUCUAUCGCGAAACAACGUCCCUAACUUUAAAAUGUUCAUGCAGAAUGAUGGAAACUGUCUGUGAUCCAGACUUCAAUUCAGCCUGAAUCUCCAGAUGUGUAUUGUAUCUAUUCUCCCGCAAUAGCCACUUUACCCUGAUGACUUUUCAUGAGUUACUGCAGUUGGUGGUCGGCCGGUUCUGUGUGUCAUUGUUUAGCAAUGAUAUUAUACUUUGCUCACUGUCGUUUAGGUUCUCUCAAUCACGGUGAAAUUCUCGAAACCAAUAAGUAACUGUUGCUAAUGCAGGAGUAGAUUUCCCAAAAAAAGCUUGUAAAUUGUCGUGAGAUUCCUUGAAGAUUAACCCAACGUUUAUAAUACAAAAUCAUAGUACCUACUAAAAACCACGUGUGGAACGUCUAUUGUUGCAAACAAAAGUGGAGUAUUAGAUAAUUUAUAAAAAUAUUUUAAAAAAGACCUAUA